CUCAGUGCCUCUAAAUCUUCCGCUUCCGCACUCUAGACAGCGUUUGCAGGUCCCGAACCCGCCUCUCACCCCGACAGUUUGAGUCUGCCCCCGACCCAAUGUCUCCAUUUGCCGCCUUACGACCACCCCCAAGAUGGACAAGUCGAGCACUCCUGGCGCCAGCGGAGGUGAUCAGGCCACUUCCGGGGAGCCUCAGUACAUUCGAGCCCGAGUGCAGAGUGCUUGUGAUGGCUGCAAAGCACGGAAAGUGAAAUGUGACGGCAAACUGCCAUGUAGUUAUUGUACACGUCGUCAGAGACCGCACGCCUGCAAGUACUCUCCUCCGCGAGAGCGCCGCCGCCCGCGGCCCCGGAACCAGCUUCAGCCAAGAACACCAAGCAUCCACUCCCCAUCCGUCUCCGUCAGCGGCAACAACCACAGCCAAGGGACACCGCACCCGGUGGACUUUGAGCACACGAGCAUCACGGCUGCGACCAACCAUGCCGUCCUGCCGACACCGCCGGUGAAGCCCGGCUCUGCAGCCGGACACGGCGCACACCGGAGAAGCAGCGAGACCGCCGUGACGGACGAUCACGAGGAGGCCGAGGUGCCUCGAGAAGCAAGGCUCCUCUGCGACGCCCAGGGAAAGCUGAUCUUCAUUGGCGACUGCGCCCCGCUGUCGUUCUUCCAGACCGUCCGCCAGCUCGUCACCACCCGAGUCGACCACAAUGCCUUCGCGCCGCAGACGAGCCGCUACUCAGUCCUCGAGAACGCGGUCUCAAGGUCGUCAUUCCUAUCAGGCGCCUCGUCGCCCCCAGAGGUCAAGACCGAGGACCUCCCAGCCAUCAUCUCGACGUACCUCUCCGUCACGUCCGGCAUGGCGGACCUCUUCGUCAGCAAGGCCCGCCUGGUGGAGGACAUGACGAUCUGGGCGUCGAACCACCAGGCGGGCAACCGCAUCAACGACGUCUCGUCUGCGGUGAGCUACCUCGUGGUCGCCAUCGGCAUGCAGCAGACCAACGAGGAGACGGCGCAGCUGUACUUUGAGUACGCGCGAGACCAGGCCCUGGCCAACCUGAACGGCAACCUCAGCGUCGACACGGUGCAGGCGUUCAUCCUGGUGACGCUGUACAUGCUGUGCGCGUGCCAGAUCAACGGCGCGUUCCUGUUCUUCGGCAUCGCGGUCCGCGCGGCGUACUCCAUCGGCGUGCACCGUACCGAGGUCAAUAGCCGGUUCGGGUCCGAGACGCACCGGCAGCGGGACAGGCUGUGGAAGAGCCUGCGUGUCGUGGACUUGUUCCUCAGCACGUCCAUGGGCCGGCCGCCUAGCACGAGUGAUGUCGACUGCACUGUGUCCUACCGCCAGGUCGACGACGACGGACAAGAGGUGUUUGAUAUCCUGAACGCAUCUGUCCAGAUCUUCCUGAUCCUCGAGGGCGUCGUGGUAGAAGUGUACUCGAGGCGGAAAAUCUCUUUGCAGCUGACCGAAGGCAUAUCUCGGCAGCUAAGGGAUUUCUCGCUAAGGUGGCUGCAGCAGCUUAAAAGCGUGGUGUCGCCCCCAAGCGAGCAGAAUUCUGCCGAGGUCAAUGGAGCAUGUCAGGUUCUUGCGUCGUAUUACUAUGCUGUGAUGCUGGUAUCGAGGCCAUUCUUGAUGUACGAGUUGUAUAGGCGCUUGUCUCCUGACACGUCCUCUGCCUACGGGAGGGCCGGGUUGAUGUCCGGCAAGUCAAAAUUAGCCGAUGCUUGCAUCGAUGCUGCCAGCUUGAUGGUUGACCAGAUCUUGGAUCUGGUGGAGAAGGGGCUCGUCUCCGGAAGACGGCCGGUGCUUGUAUCGUGGCUAUUUGCAGGCUCGCUCGUACUAGGCGCUGGUCUCCUCGGAGGCUUCGGCCGCAUCCUCGAGAAGUACGCGCGCAUGUCUGUGACGGCACUCGAUCACUUCGCAAAGAUCGACGCACACGCAGCGCAGUACUCCAUGAUCUCAAAAUCUCUGCUCACGACAGCAGUGGAAUAUCUCGAGAAGAAGGAAGUGCAAGAGCGGUUACAGAGGACAGAGAGUUCUGCCCAGCUAUUCGGGCUCAUCCCCCACGAGACCCGAGACGGGGACAGCAUGAGCACCAGGAGAUCUCCAGAGGCUUCGCGAAAGGUGGCCAGCCCCGUGAGGAUGGGCCAUCAGAGAGAUCUGCAAUCCGAACCGACGCCCCAAAGCCACCCGACGCCACAUUUUGGAAUGGGAGGUGUGGCAUCACCGUCUUUAUUCAGUGACUUGGACCCGGCCUUCUUGACCAUGUCGAACAGCUUGCCUCGGACCCCUGACCUGUCACUUCUAAGUGGCGCAUUUGAGGGAGACGACUCAUUCGGCGGAUUGAACCUUUUCCCACUAUUGGAUACCGGGGGAGGAGGGCAUAUUGAUCUAGCGCACUACUUAUAGCCUAAUCAAGAUCACAGGCUCGCAAGAGCAUCAAGACGACUGGUUCGCUAACUGUUUCCCUCCAACCCAACAACCGUCGUCUCAGCAUGGCUGAACCUCCUCUUGCCCGUCCGCACUAUCUUCAGCUGAGAUUUGCAGUUGGGAUCCGGGCAGGCGAUCAGCGCAUCUGAGGUCAUCCAGUCGUUGACGUGCGUGACGCGCUGUUUCGCCGCAAGAAGCGGAAGGACAGAAGCUGACGGGUUCGUCAGUCGAGGCUGUCACAGAGAUGCCCCUCCUGUUGCCGCCACACGUUUUAUGCCACUCACCCAGACUGUAGAUGCUGAUGCCCUGACCGGGAGGAAGGUACAUCAUCUCUCCCUCGAGAGAGAAGUAGUCACCCUCUUUGGCACCGCACAUGAUCCUCUCUCCUGGAGGGCACACCACCUCAAUUCGGAGGUCGUACAGCUCGAAGGAGUCGUCGGCCUGUGGGGAAAUUACUCCGGAAGCAGCGGAUGCCAUAUUUCUUAUCUGGUGCAAACGCUGGUGGUCUGGCUGCACUCACCUCUACCUCAAUCGCUGCUGCUUAUGACCGAGGCUGCUGAGAGCAUUGCUUCCG
Messenger RNA from Diaporthe batatas, 3002 nucleotides. RefSeq lists its product as uncharacterized. The transcript is spliced from 3 exons. Gene Ontology annotation, biological process: positive regulation of transcription from RNA polymerase II promoter by galactose; DNA-templated transcription. Bases 134 to 2407 code for a protein of 757 amino acids. Gene Ontology annotation, cellular component: nucleus. The record is from RefSeq and is a predicted model, not a curated record. NCBI's taxonomy places the organism in Eukaryota, Fungi, Ascomycota, Sordariomycetes, Diaporthales, Diaporthaceae. Gene Ontology annotation, molecular function: DNA-binding transcription factor activity, RNA polymerase II-specific; RNA polymerase II cis-regulatory region sequence-specific DNA binding; zinc ion binding.